GGCGGGGCCGCUGGGGUGCGCGCCGCUCGUCGACUGGCCAUGGAAGCGUCCCGCGGCCGCGGGGGACUGGCCGCGCUCUGGUGCCUCGGGCUGCUGGGGGGCCUGGCGCGCGUCGCGGGCACGCACUACCGCUACCUGUGGAGGGGCUGCGUCCCGUGCCACCUGGGCCAGGCCGGCUACUCCGGGAACGCCGGGGACCGGAGGCCAGAUGUGGAUGAGUGCCAGGUGCACAAUGGCGGCUGCCAGCACAGCUGUGUGAACACGCCAGGCUCCUACGUCUGUGAGUGCAAGCCCGGAUUCCGGCUCCACGCGGACGGCAGGACCUGUUUGGCCAUCAACUCUUGUGCCCUGGGGAAUGGCGGCUGCCAGCACGAGUGUGUCCAGCUCACGGUGACCCAGCACCGCUGCCAGUGCCGCCCCGACUUCCAGCUCCAGGAGGACGGGAAACGCUGUGUCCGGAGAAACCCGUGCGCGGACCGGAACGGCGGCUGCGCUCACAUGUGCCAGGUGCGCCGGGGGCUCGCCCACUGUGAAUGCCACGCGGGCUUCCUGCUGGGGGCGGACCGCAGGUCCUGCGAAGAUGUGGACGAAUGUGCCACAGGGCAGGCGCGGUGUGCCCACGGCUGCCUCAACACCCGGGGGUCCUAUAAGUGCGUGUGCCACCCCGGCUACGAGCUGGGCGCUGAUGGCCGACAGUGCUACCGGAUCGAGAUGGAGAUCGUGAACAGCUGUGAGGCCGGCAACGGGGGCUGCUCCCACGGCUGCAGCCACAGCAGCGCGGGGCCCCUGUGCAGCUGCCCCCGUGGCUACGAGCUGGACCAGGACCAGAAGACGUGCAUCGACGUGGACGACUGUGCGGACUCGCCGUGCUGUCAGCAGGUCUGCAGCAACAGCCCCGGCGGGUACGAGUGUGGCUGCUACGCCGGCUACCGGCUCAGCGCCGACGGCUGCGGCUGCGAGGACGUGGACGAGUGCGCGUCCGGCCGCGGCGGCUGUGAGCACCACUGCACCAACCUGGCCGGCUCCUUCCAGUGCUCCUGUGAGGCCGGCUUCCGGCUGGACGAGGACCGUCGAGGCUGUGCCCCCCUGGAGGUACCCGAGGCAGACCUGGAUGGCCAGCUGCCCUUCGUGCGGCCCCUCCCACACGUCGCGGUGCUCCAGGACGAGCUGCCCCACCUCUUCCAAGAUGACUACGUGGGGGCCCAGGAGGAGGCAGCAGCGGUGGAGGCCCGGGGCGAGCACACACUGCUGGAGAAGUUCGUGUGCCUGGACGCCUCCUUCGGCCAGGACUGCAGUCUCACCUGUGAUGACUGCAGGAACGGGGCCACCUGCCUCCCGGGCCUGGACGGCUGUGACUGCCCUGAGGGCUGGACCGGGCUCAUCUGCAAUGAGACUUGUCCCCCAGACACAUUUGGGAGGAACUGUAGCUCGUCCUGCAGCUGUCAGAACGGGGGGACCUGCCACCCCGCGACGGGGGCCUGCCGCUGCCCCCCUGGCGUCUCUGGAGCCCACUGUGAGGACGGCUGCCCCAAGGGCUUCUACGGCAAGCAGUGUCACAAGAAGUGCCACUGUGCCAAUCGUGGCCGGUGCCACCGCCUCUACGGGGCCUGCCUCUGCGACCCGGGGCUCUACGGCCGUUUCUGCCACCUGGCCUGUCCUCCGUGGGCCUUCGGGCCGGGCUGCUCGGAGGAGUGUCAGUGCGAACAGCGGAACGCGCUUGCGUGCGACCGGAGAGACGGCAGCUGUUCCUGCAAAGCGGGCUUCAGGGGCGAGCGGUGUCAGGACGAGUGCGAGCCAGGCUUCUUCGGGCCCGGGUGCCUGCAGGCAUGUGCCUGCCCUCAGGGCAUGGCCUGUGACCCCGUCAGCGGCCAGUGUGGGAAGCGGUGUCCCGCCGGCUACUGGGGGAAGGACUGUGACCAAG
Panthera uncia (snow leopard) is the source of this 1921-nucleotide messenger RNA. Its product is annotated as multiple epidermal growth factor-like domains protein 6. Gene Ontology annotation, molecular function: calcium ion binding. The record is from RefSeq and is a predicted model, not a curated record. The transcript is spliced from 14 exons. The annotation marks the transcript as partial. NCBI's taxonomy places the organism in Eukaryota, Metazoa, Chordata, Mammalia, Carnivora, Felidae.